Molecule: messenger RNA, 2047 nt
Organism: Rotaria socialis
Lineage: Eukaryota; Metazoa; Rotifera; Eurotatoria; Philodinida; Philodinidae
Source: the annotation of a GenBank genome assembly
UUUAAAGGCUAAUCAAGAAUCGAUGCACUAGGCUUUAGGCUGAUUAGUUUGAGAUCAAAACGUUGUUACAUCUUUAGAUAGAUGUAUCUGAGGAAAAUAAUCUUCUGAUCAUUCAAAGUAAUUCUAUGUGAUUCACAUAGAUGCAACAAAUAGCUAUAAGGCAGUCCAAUCGUUUUACUUCUAAGUCACAACUAGUUUGGAUAUUUAUCAUCCUUCAUCUUUGAAAAAGUGAAUGAUUUGAAAAGAAGCCUUUUCAUCCCAAAACUUAUAUCGAUGCUAUUUCUUUUGAGAACACAGUCGUGAUCUGAAAUGCUUCUCGAUUAUUCGUGCAAGGAAGACUCCGAUGUCUAUUAAUGCAUUCAUUAGUUUACACAAAAAGGUAUUAGUAAGAAAGUGAAAGCGUGCUCGAUUAAUAUCCGACAACAUCAAAUUAUCUACGACUCUAAAUAUAAAUCAAUAAAUUCUCUAAGUUUGCUUUCUUCUUUUGUAUUGCUCUCACAUAUUGAUCAUCAGUUCGAAAACUUCACAUUUCAAACUAUUAAUAUUUUCUUUUGGGCUCCAGAUAAUUAGUGCACGCAAUCAUAAUGUAAUUCUAAUGUAUCAAUAUGAGCCAUCUUUACGGUUGCAUUCGAAACUCCUUUUGUCAUCUGUAUCUAGGGUGUGGAUGUGAUCAUGAUACUUAUAUACCCACACACACAGGCUUCAUAAAGCCUUAAAAAGGAUUUUUUUAGCCGCUGCACUGUCAUAAACCCUUUUCGUAAGGUUUAUUAUUUUACGAAUUCUAUUUACAGUGCAUCAGUCAGCAUUAAACCAUAUUCACAAAAGACUGAACAUACUGGUCAGGAUCCCGCUCUCCACAUUCUUUCGUUCAUUGAUAACAAAAAGAUAGAGGGGGUCUCAUUAUUCUGUCAAACUAUUCAUGUUUAUGCGAGCUAUUAUUCAUUAAUUGAUUGGUGAUAGACGACAACUGAGAGUUUGUUGCAUGAGUUUCUCUUUAUGCCAACCUUUUAAGGAAAAAGAAGGGGAAGAAAAUAUUAUUUUGAAAAUCAACUUUAGAAAAUAAAUUUGAAGUGGCCAAAAUAAUCUUUCAUACUAAACAUUUCUAGCAUUCGUUCCAUUACGUGGGACUGCUGUCGAUAUUGACCUGAACGCUAUAUGGCAAGAAAAUGGUACUACCGUAGCUGGAGGAAAUGGAUGGGGAAAUCAAUCAAAUCAACUCUACCAGCCAUGGGGUUUGUUUCUCGAUGAUAGCGAAACGAUUUAUGUCGCUGAUUCACAAAAUCAUCGUAUUAUGGCGUGGACAUCAGACGCAACGAGUGGUGAGGUGGUUGCUGGUGAAAAUGGAAGAGGAAAUGGGUCUCAUCAGCUGUCUUAUCCACGUGACCUGGUGGUUGACAAAGUGACAGAUAGUUUCAUCAUUGCCGACUUUGGUAAUAAAAGAGUAGUUUGGUGGCCUCGCCAAAAUGGAACACAUGGAGAAACAAUCCUAUCGGAGAUCGAUUGUCUGGGUUUGACCAUGGAUGAGAACGGAUCUCUUUAUGUGGCUCAGUAUGAGAAACAUGAAGUGCGACAAUAUCGAAGAGGAGAAUCGAAUGGUACUAAAGUUGCCGGUGGUAAUGGAGGUGGAAGUCGUACUGAUCAGCUCAACGGCCCACGCUACAUAUUCGUCUAUCGAGAUGGUUCACUUUACGUUUCUGAUUGGGGAAAUCAUCGUGUGAUGAAAUGGGCGGAAGGUGCAACGCACGGCACUGUCGUGGCUGGCGGUCAAGGAUACGGAAGUAAUCUUACAGAGUUGUCAUAUGCUCAUGGUGUCGUUGUCGAUCAAUUGGCCACUGUUUAUGUAGCUGAUCAAUUGAAUCAUCGAAUUAUGCGUUGGCCCAAAGGAAACACACAGGGAAAUGCCAUUAUUGGCGGAAACGGUAGAGGAGGACAGCCGAAUCAACUUCACGAACCUGCAGGUUUGUCGUUUGAUCAAUAUGGGAACCUCUAUGUUGUUGAUUUUGUGAAUCAUCGAGUACAAAAAUUUAACCUUACGUCAAAUUUUUAA